Messenger RNA from Suillus clintonianus, 1540 nucleotides. Its product is annotated as mRNA capping enzyme. Gene Ontology annotation, biological process: 7-methylguanosine mRNA capping. Gene Ontology annotation, cellular component: mRNA capping enzyme complex. Bases 1 to 1290 code for a protein of 429 amino acids. The record is from RefSeq and is a predicted model, not a curated record. Gene Ontology annotation, molecular function: mRNA guanylyltransferase activity; ATP binding. NCBI's taxonomy places the organism in Eukaryota, Fungi, Basidiomycota, Agaricomycetes, Boletales, Suillaceae. The transcript is spliced from 10 exons.
AUGCCACGGAUCCCAACAUUACCAGGAGUUGUCGUUCCGCCACGCUCUGACCAAGAACGGUGGUUGAAGAGUCAUGUAGCAAAACUUUGCCACCUGGAUCAUGAGAGAUUUCCUGGCAGUCAGCCAAUCAGUUUUGCAUCAGAACAUUUGCAACAAUUGGAACAGCGCGAUUACUGGGUGUGCGAGAAGUCUGAUGGCGUUCGCGUCCUUUUCUUCCUUCAAACCGACCUCACGUCAGGCAGUCAAGCAGUUUACCUUAUUGACAGACACAAUGAUUAUUACGAGGUUCCAGGAUUCUGGUUUCCUCAUCACGAACGGCGGAAGGAACCAUUGAGAGAUACCAUCGUCGAUGGAGAGCUCGUUAUUGAUGUAGACCCUCGCACCAAAAAAGAAACACUGCGCUUUCUCGCGUUUGACUGCCUCGUAGUUGAUGCGCAGAAUGUCAUGUCGCGAACACUGGACAAACGAUAUGGUCGUCUCACAGAAUGGUUUUUUAAACCCUUCUCAAUGAUGAUGCAAGAAUUCCCUCACAUGGCUGCUAGUCAGGCCUUCGAUAUCAAGGUUAAAAAGAUCAGCUUCUCCUAUGGUGUUGAAGAAGUGUUCCAGGUAGUCAUUCCCGCACUACACCAUGGCAACGACGGCCUCAUCUAUACUUGCGUGGAGACGCCGUAUGCGACAGGUACUGAUCCAAACAUACUGAAGUGGAAACCUCCUUCCGAGAACUCUAUCGAUUUCAAGCUCGUGUUACGGUUCCCUCCAUUGAAAAGUACUCCGUCGAAGCCAGACUAUCACGCGAAACCAUUCUUCGCUCUGUAUGUGUACUGUGGCGAUGAACAGGGACGACCGAAAUACGAAUCUUACGAUGAACUCUUUGUUGACGAUGAUGAGUGGGAGAUGAUGAAAUCAUCAGGCGAACAGAUUGAUGACAGGAUUGUCGAGGUUCACUGGGAUCCUGUUGUUUCCCAUUGGCGUAAGAUGCGCUUUAGGGAUGAUAAACCCAAUGGCAACUAUCGGACGGUAGUUGAGAAUAUCAUCCAAAGCAUUGCUGAUGGAGUUGAGAAGGAUGCGCUCCUCGAACGCUCUGGGGUGAUAAGAAAUGCUUGGAAAGCGCGUGCUCGGCCACAGCAGCCCUCUCAGAGAGCACCAGAUACUGCCACACGAGCGCUAUCAAACGGGCCCUCACUAGGGCAUGCCCCACCACCAAAUGUUCCAUUAAGAUACGGGCCCAUCGCAACUUCACGCUGGAGCAGGGCGUCUGGGCCCGCAAAGUUUGCUGGCAUGUAUCGCUGAUCCCAAUUCCUUGCACCUAUCACGUCACGCAUUGGAUCGCUGUCCAUCACGAUAUCAUGAUAGGCAACCGGAAUCUCAGACUAUUUGUACGUCCGUCGGGUUGUCAUCACCUGUCACACCCACACAUCCAUCAGAUCGCCCGUGAAGCAACCGAGUGAUGUCUCGGUUCUUGUUCCGGGGAAUGCAGCUCGCCGGAUAUGGACAUCUGGAAGUAUCGGGUCCACACAAUAGCUGUCCUCGCUUGUUGAUA